Rosa chinensis is the source of this 943-nucleotide messenger RNA. Its product is annotated as NAD(P)H-quinone oxidoreductase subunit M, chloroplastic. The transcript is spliced from 2 exons. The record is from RefSeq and is a predicted model, not a curated record. Lineage: Eukaryota; Viridiplantae; Streptophyta; Magnoliopsida; Rosales; Rosaceae. Bases 57 to 707 code for a protein of 216 amino acids. Gene Ontology annotation, molecular function: oxidoreductase activity, acting on NAD(P)H, quinone or similar compound as acceptor.
CAAUAUUAUUCACUGAACUGCAUAAAAAGAUUGAUAAGUUUGGUCCAUAAACUAUAAUGCUACUACAUUCAGCCAUGGCAGCGACUUCUUCUUAUAUGGCUUGUGCAAAAUUCUCUAUGUUGGGUUAUGCUGGAAGAAGAAUCCAACUGAGAAGCAGAAGAGACUUCUUUAUAAGAGCUCAGCAGCAACCUGGUGAAGUCCAAGAACCACAAGAACUGAAAAUACAAGAACCACAAGUACAGAGAGAAAAAGGAGAGCCAAAAGGAACAGUGCCAAGGCCAGUGGAGACACAAUUGAAUGUGAAGAGUAGGAACAUGGCGAGAGAAUAUGGUGGGGAUUGGCUUAGCUGUGCCACAAGGCAUGUGAGGAUUUAUGCUGCUUAUAUAGACCCAGAAACCUGUGCAUUUGAUCAGACACAGAUGGAUAAGCUCACCAUUAUACUUGAUCCAACCAAUGAGUUUGUGUGGACUCCAGAGACUACCAACAAGGUCUACUCCUACUUCCAAGAGCUUGUGGAUCACUAUGAGGGUGCAGAUUUGACAGAAUACACUCUGCGUCUGAUUGGUUCAGACAUAGAGCACUACAUAAGGAAGCUUCUCUAUGACGGAGAAAUCAAAUACAACAUGGAUGCAAGAGUCCUUAACUUCAGCAUGGGUAAGCCUCGCGUUAUGUUCAAUAACAACGAAUUUCAACCUCAGGAUGUAUGAUGAUAAGAUUGAGAGUCAUCAAACAGAAAAGCUGGAGAAAGAAGAUGAACAUAUUAGGUUUGAUGAAGGAGUAAUGUCUUCCCUUCCAUCUAUUCCUACUCAUUGAAGGUCAAUAUGUGAUUAUGUAGAGAGAGAUAUACAUCUGAAUUUGUUUCUCUAGAAGUAAACUGCUCCGAAAUGAAGAGCGAAAAGAUUAUCAAGAAAUUUGAUUCAAUUGAUGGGAUUAAAGGCUGAUC